Messenger RNA from Daldinia caldariorum, 2948 nucleotides. RefSeq names its product glycogen synthase. The record is from RefSeq and is a predicted model, not a curated record. Gene Ontology annotation, cellular component: cytoplasm. Gene Ontology annotation, biological process: glycogen biosynthetic process. The transcript has 6 exons. The coding region runs from base 550 to 2667 and encodes 705 amino acids. Lineage: Eukaryota; Fungi; Ascomycota; Sordariomycetes; Xylariales; Hypoxylaceae. Gene Ontology annotation, molecular function: alpha-1,4-glucan glucosyltransferase (UDP-glucose donor) activity.
CACUAGUAAACAUCUAAAUAAGCAGUUAAACAUGAAAUAUAGGUAAGGAUGUCAUGCGAUGGAGAAGAAUAUGUCUAACCUUGUUAAGGUAGGUUUAGGUAGGUACCCUAACGGUACCCAGGCAGCUUAGGUAGAUUUCCUCAGUCAGGUAGGUUGAAUUUCCUUGUUGCCCAGUGCACGCAAUGAUGCCAAACCACAAAAAAAGCGCCUCCAUAUGAAUUCUUCAUUGAGAGCAUGCAUGGAAGUUCUGGUCCCCGUUCCAUCUUCCCAAAUCUCCACCUUGGAAUUUGAAUAACAUCUUUUUUUUUUUUUCUUCCUCCCUUUUCCUUUGCUUCCCCUCCUCUUAAGUUCCAUUCUCCCUUUUCCCCCUCUUGAUCAGACCAUCUUCCUGAAUCUCGUACAUCGCGGGGUCACCAAGUACUGAGCUAUCUAGGCUUAAAGAUUUAUUAAAUAUAGUUACAGGUUCUCUCUUGCCUCCCUAUUGCUAUCACUUCGCUGCUCGUUACUUUUUGCGCACUCAGAUCUGCUGCGCCCACCAUAUAUAUCAGAAUGGCUGAAAGCGGGGAGAAAGCUACCCGCGAGGUAAAAAAUCACAUACUCUUUGAGGUCGCAACCGAGGUAGCUCAUCGUGUUGGUGGCAUAUACUCCGUCAUUAAGUCUAAGGCGCCUGUCACUACUGCUGAGUAUGGCGACCGAUAUACGCUGAUCGGCCCUCUCAACCACCAAUCUGCCGCCGUAGAGGUUGAAGAGCUCGAGCCAAGUAACCCCGAACUUGCUGCUAGUAUCGAGGCUAUGAGGAACCGGGGUAUCGGCAUGCUUUAUGGACGAUGGCUCAUUGAAGGUGCUCCUAGAGUAUUGUUAAUUGACACCAAGACGGCAUAUGGAUACAUGGAUGAGUGGAAAGCGGACUUGUGGAAUGUUGCCAGUAUCCCCUCCCCCCCCGGCGACGAGGAAACGAACGAAGCAAUUGUCUUUGGUUACUUGGUUGCAUGGUUUCUUGGAGAGUUCGUUUGUCACGAGAAGACCAAGGCUGUCAUCGCCCACUUUCAUGAAUGGCUUGCCGGUGUCGCGCUACCGCUAACUAAGAAACGGCGCAUAGAUGUCACCACGGUCUUCACUACUCACGCAACUCUCCUAGGUCGGUAUCUCUGCGCAGGUUCUGUCGACUUUUAUAAUAAUCUGCAGUGGUUUGACGUGGAUGCGGAAGCUGGAAAACGCGGUAUCUAUCACCGUUACUGUAUAGAACGCGCAGCUGCGCACUCCUGCGACGUCUUCACCACAGUUUCCCACAUCACGGCCUUUGAGAGCGAGCACUUGCUUAAACGUAAGCCUGACGGCGUAUUACCCAACGGACUCAACGUUACCAAGUUCUCAGCAAUUCACGAGUUCCAGAACUUGCACCAGCAAUCCAAGGAGAAGAUCCAUGAUUUUGUUCGGGGCCACUUCUACGGUCAUUACGACUUCGUGCCUGAAGAUACCCUCUACUUCUUCACUUCUGGACGCUACGAGUUCCGAAAUAAGGGUGUCGACAUGUUUAUCGAGUCGCUCGCACGUCUGAACCAUCGACUGAAGACUUCUGGUAGCAAGACAACUGUUGUAGCAUUCAUCAUCAUGCCUGCGCAAACGACCUCGUUGACAGUAGAAGCACUCAAGGGCCAGGCAGUCAUCAAGUCUCUCCGCGAUACUGUCGACGUGAUCGAGCGUGGGAUUGGGCGUCGCAUCUUUGAACGGUCGUUAAGGUGGCAUGACGGCGAUCCGAUGCCUGACGAGAAGGAGCUCAUUACCAGCGCCGACAGAGUUGUCCUCCGGCGGCGUCUCUUUGCUAUGAAACGACACGGUCUACCACCUAUCGUUACACACAACAUGGUGAAUGAUUCAGAGGAUCCCAUUCUAAACCAGAUACGGCGAGUUCAGCUCUUCAACCAUCCGUCCGACCGCGUUAAGAUUGUUUUUCAUCCCGAGUUCUUAAAUUCGUCGAACCCGAUCCUACCCCUGGAUUACGACGAUUUCGUGCGUGGCACAAAUCUAGGCGUUUUCGCGUCUUAUUACGAACCGUGGGGUUAUACUCCUGCCGAGUGUACUGUUAUGGGUGUCCCCAGUAUCACAACCAACUUGUCUGGCUUCGGCUGCUAUAUGGAAGAACUGAUCGAGAACUCGGCCGAUUACGGUAUUUAUAUUGUGGACCGACGCAAUAAAGGUGUGGACGACUCGGUUAACCAGCUUACCUCGCACAUGUUUGAUUUCUGCCAGAAGAGUCGGCGCCAACGGAUUAACCAGCGCAAUCGAACCGAGAGACUCAGCGAUCUUCUAGAUUGGAAGAGGAUGGGAAUGGAAUACGUCAAAGCGCGGCAGUUGGCCCUCCGACGAGCGUACCCGGGAUCAUUUUCCGGCGACGAGGAAGACGACUUCAUCCCUGGGGUCGAGCAGAAGAUCUCACGGCCGUUCUCGGUCCCAGGUUCCCCCCGAGAUCGCACAGGCAUGAUGACGCCUGGUGAUUUCGCGAGCCUGCAAGAAGGGAGAGAGGGUUUAAGUACAGAAGACUAUGUGGCGUGGAAGCUACCGGAGGAGGAAGAUCCAGAUGAGUACCCAUUUCCAUUGACACUACGAACGAAGAAGUCCAACAUCUCCGGGUCAGCAUCGCCUCUCCAGCUCAACGGGAAUCAGUAAGGGCGAAUAGCUAGGUAUUGAAUAGGUACCGGGAAUAAGGGCCGUGUGUUUCCGGGAAAUGAUAGCUUGUCAGGGUUAGGCUGUGGUUGGGUACCUAAGUUGGUUGGUGCGGCGGGGAGGGAAGUUAAUUGGUGGGUGCAUGUAGUGUUAUAUCCCUUUGGUUAGAAGGGGGGAGGGGUAAACAGAAGGUAAAAUCAUUGGAUAUUGUUUUAUAUAGUGAAUUGCAUAGCAACGCAUUAGCUAGCAGAUAUUAAAAGUUUAUAUCAUACCCUUUUAUUUAA